This is a messenger RNA of Humulus lupulus (European hop), 1959 nucleotides long. RefSeq names its product protein DETOXIFICATION 29-like. Gene Ontology annotation, biological process: xenobiotic detoxification by transmembrane export across the plasma membrane. The coding region runs from base 303 to 1829 and encodes 508 amino acids. The transcript is spliced from 8 exons. Gene Ontology annotation, cellular component: vacuolar membrane. The record is from RefSeq and is a predicted model, not a curated record. NCBI's taxonomy places the organism in Eukaryota, Viridiplantae, Streptophyta, Magnoliopsida, Rosales, Cannabaceae. Gene Ontology annotation, molecular function: antiporter activity; xenobiotic transmembrane transporter activity.
CUUGACAAUACUCAUUUCCUAACACACCAAUUAUCAUCAUUCUUUUCCUCCGACCAAUAAUUAUUUUCCAUUUCCAUAUUUGUUUUACUCUAUUAUUUAAUUUAAACAUGGCCAAAUAUAAUAAUACCCCAGCUAUAUAUAUAGUAUGUACUAGUGUGGAGAAUGUAUAGGUAAAUAUACACACACAUUAUAUAUAAUAUAUAAAGAGAGUUUUUCUUAGACCGAGUCCUGUUAUAUAGAUCUCCAAAUCCGAUAUCUGAAACAAUACCGACCAUCGAUCGAGCUGAAGCAGCCAUUAAUUAAUGGAGAACAAGAAGCCAUUACUCUCCCCAUAUGGAGAAGAAGUAGGCCACCAUAACCAACUCCUCAGGCGGUCAAGCCGCUCCUUCACCGCCGACGCCGAGGAUAUCCCACCAAUCAACGGCGCCAGAGUGCUCUUCAACGAGUUCGGCACCGAAUUUAAUAAGCUCUGGUACCUUGCGGCCCCGGCCAUGUUCACCGCCAUAUGCCAAUACUCACUCGGCGCCAUCACUCAAGUCUUCGCCGGCCAUGUCAGCACUCUCGCCCUCGCCGCCAUCUCUGUCGAGAACUCCGUCAUCUCCGGCUUCUCCUUCGGCGUCAUGCUUGGCAUGGGAAGUGCGCUCGAGACCCUUUGCGGGCAAGCAUAUGGGGCUGGUCAACACGACAUGUUGGGGAUAUAUAUGCAAAGAUCUUGGCUCAUUCUCAACGGAACUGCGGUGGUAUUCUGUUUUCUCUACAUAUUCGCAGAGCAACUUCUCAAGUUGAUUGGUCAGACGCCGGAGAUAUCCGAGUCUGCUGGGAUAUUCUCCAUUUGGAUGAUACCCCAACUAUUCGCCUACGCCCUAAACUUUCCCAUAGCUAAGUUCUUACAGGCGCAGAGUAAGAUUAUGGUGAUGGCGGUGAUAUCUGCGGUGGCUCUGGUUUUUCACGUAUUUUUCAGCUGGCUAGUGAUGCUGAAGCUCGGGUGGGGCAUGGCCGGCGCCGCCGUGGUCCUGAACUUGUCGUGGUGGUUCAUAGUGGUGGCUCAACUGGCCUAUAUCUUCAGUGGGGCUUGCGGUCGAGCUUGGUCCGGGUUUUCAUGGAAGGCUUUUCAGAAUAUUUGGGGCUUUGCUAAGUUGUCUUUCGCUUCGGCCGUCAUGCUUUGUUUGGAAAUAUGGUACUUUAUGGCCCUUGUUCUCUUUGCUGGAUAUCUUAAGAAUGCAGAGGUUUCGGUCGAUGUACUGUCCAUAUGCGCCAACAUAUUGGGAUGGGCAAUGAUGGUAGCUAUCGGCAUGAAUGCAGCAAUAAGUGUAAGAGUAUCGAACGAGUUAGGAGCAGACCACCCAAGAACAGCAAAAAUAUCAUUGAUGGUGGCAGUCGUAACUUCAUUCUUGAUUGGUGUCGUUUUGUCACUUAUCUUGAUCAUCACCCGCAAUGAAUACCCUUCCUUAUUUUCCGACGACACAAAUGUCAAAAUUCUUGUUAUGAAGCUCACCCCACUUCUUGCUACUUGUAUCGUCAUUAACAACAUUCAACCGGUUUUAUCAGGGGUUGCCAUUGGUGCCGGAUGGCAAGCUUUCGUGGCAUAUGUGAACGUUGGUUGUUACUAUCUAUUUGGAGUCCCAUUGGGCCUAUCAUUGGGCUACAAACUCAACAGGGGUGUUAGUGGAAUUUGGUACGGGAUGUUGGCAGGGACUGUGUUACAAACUUUGAUUCUUUUCCUGAUGGUUUACACAACCAAUUGGAGCAAAGAGGCCUCUCUAGCUGAAGACAGGAUAAGGAAAUGGGGAGGGGAAUCCAUGGAAGACAUAGAAAAAUUAGUGAAUUAGUUAAGCUUAUUUAUUUUAUUUGAUGGUGCCAUAAUGGCAUAUAUAUAUAUAUAUAUUAAGUUCUCCAACUAGGCAUCCUUUUCACAUAUUUCCCCAACAUUUUGGAGACAAUAAAAGAAAUUCUUUCUUA